AUGGCAGCCGCAGUAGCUUUAUCCAACUAUCAACUAGGCGACAUCCUAGGUCGAGGAGCCAGUGGAUCAGUCUAUCGAGCACUCAACUUCCUAACAGGAGAAACAGUGGCUAUCAAAUCGAUCUCACUCCUAUCCCUUCCACCAUCAUCAUUACCAGAUAUAAUGUCUGAGAUCGACCUGUUGAAAAACCUCAACCAUCCGAAUAUAGUGAAAUACAAAGGUUUCGCAAGGGAUAAGGAAAACUUAUUUAUCGUAUUGGAAUAUUGUGAGAAUGGUUCACUUCAAAGCAUCUUAAAGAAAUUUGGAAAGUUCCCUGAAAGCUUGAUAGCAGUCUAUAUAUCACAGGUGUUAGAAGGAUUGAUAUAUCUACAUGAACAAGGGGUUAUACAUAGAGAUAUAAAAGGAGCGAAUAUAUUAACGAAUAAAGAUGGUUCUGUGAAAUUGGCAGAUUUCGGUGUAUCGUCGAAAAAUCAACCUAAACCCACUUCGUCACCCUCUUCAUCUUCUUCUCAAGAAUAUAGUAAGAAGGAGGAUAAUGAUAAUGAAGUUGUUGGAUCUCCCUAUUGGAUGGCUCCUGAGGUGAUAGAACAGAAUGGAUCUUCGACAGCGAGCGAUAUUUGGUCAGUCGGCUGUGUGAUAGUUGAAUUGUUGGAAGGGAAACCACCUUAUGGCGACUUGGCACCGAUGCAGGCGCUCUGGAGGAUUGUACAGGAUGAAAGUAUGAGGAUACCUGAUGGAGCGAGUCCGAUAGUGAAAGACUUCCUUUACCACUGUUUCCAGAAAGAUCCCAAUCUCCGAGUCUCGGCGAAAAAAUUACUUCGUCAUCCAUGGAUGAUGAGCGUGAAGAAAUCAGCUGAACCGCCUGUACCACCAGUCUUACCUAAAUCUACACCAUCGAGCAGACCCCAAUCCCGUGCGAGCUCUGUCAGAGUAUCGUCAGGAGGGAAAGAUACAGUCAGAUCGAGUGAAAGAAAAUCCACCAAUUUGGGACAAAAUAAUGCAAAUGUAUCUUCAGGUAGUGGUAGUGGGACAGUCAGGGCCAAAAAACCUAUGACGGUGUAUGAUGAGGCUGUUCAGAGGGUGCAGGAGUGGAACGAGGCUUUGAAUGCCUCGCCAAAAGCAUUAGGUACGAUGAGACGUCUACCACUACCUCAGCCUCGUAAACAAUCAGUGUCCAACGUCCGACAAAGAGGCGAAUCCAAUGGUCCCCUAGGUCCUGGUUUGUUCGCUCUUCCCUCAAGAUCAUCCGGAGAUGCCAUCUCUUCUCAACUACACCCAGGCACCGGAUUGCCUAUACCUAUUUCUCAGCCUGGAUUGAUCGGCAAAAACCUGCACGUUAGUGAUGUGCUGAAUAGAGCGAAGGAGAGCGAAGGAGAUGCGGAAAGUUGGGAUGAUGACUUUGCGGCGGACAUAACCCUGUCAAAGAAGCUUGGCCACCGCCGUGACGAGUCUGCAGCAAACGAGGAUCUGAAUCAGAAGACACUUCGACCCACCAAAUCGCCAGCGGUAGCUAUAAAUCCCUUGCCUCCCUUAUCCAGUCAAACGACAAAGACUGCAACAAACGGAAGAUCAGCCUCAGCAGGCCAGAUUGAGGAUUAUUCUGAUAUAGGAUUGGACGAGGACGAAUCUGGAUUGGAAACGAAACUGAAAAACCUCAAGCUCAAGUCCAAUGGGAGAAGAGGGUUGAUGCAUCCCGAUGAUAUACAUAAAGUCCCACUUUCACCUGUCCUACCCACUCAGCGAUCACUGUCCACUCCUGCCAAGCCUUCUUUACCUGUUCCUGUGACGCCUUCGCCUCGAGCCCAAGCUCGAUCACCCCCUUCCUCAAGGCAGAACUCCUUGAGGGGUAAGAAUACCCCUGGAACUGGCACUGCUGGAGAUAAUAGUCCGAGCUUGGUGGAGUUGAAUAAGUAUAUGGAGAGGGAUGAGGAUUAUGAUGAUAUUUUUGAAGGGGUACAACCUUCACAAGCGAGUGGCUCGAAAUUGCAAGCCCAAUCGCUCCAGCUCACUCGUCGGUCCAACGUAUCGUGGGCGUCGGACGAAGCGGACGAGGAACAGGAUCCCUUCGCGGAGAUCGAAGAUGAUUUUGUCACUGAGGAUCUCGAAGCUAUCCUAUUGCGAGAUAAAAGAGCAACUUUACAUGCUAAUGUCAAUAAGCUGGUGGAAGGGUUGACACCGAAUACGCCUCAUGGACUGUUAAAAGAUGGAUGUGAUGAGUUAUUAUCACUACUUGAGAAUACAUCACCUGAGAUGGGUUUGGAAGCUCAUUUCGUCGCUCAACAUGGAAUGUUAGCUAUCUUAGAAGUCCUGGAGUCGAGAUUGACUAGAGAUAUCGCUGUGAGAUUGUUAAGAUUGGUCAACCUGAUUGUCAUGUCCGACUUGGAGAUGCUUGAAUCGUUCUGCUUGAUUGGCGGUAUCCCAGUAAUCAUACCAUAUACCUCAAAAAAGCAUUCUCUGGAAACUAGAUUGGAGGCUUCAAUUUUCAUACAGCAAUUGACAAGCUCAGCGUUGACAUUACAGAUGUUCAUCUCAUGUCGGGGUCUGCGUAUUCUCGUUGAACUCCUAGAUGAAGAUUACGCCUUAAACAAGACUCUAAUCCUUUCUUCCCUCGAGGGUAUAUCAUCAGUAUUUGACUUACAAUCACCUACGCCAAAACCGGACUUCGUAAGAAUGUUCGUCAGGGAAGGUAUACUGGAUCCCUUAUCCACCGCGCUACUAUCGAUACUCAGAGAUGGCCUGUUGAAAGAGAAAGCCAAAGGGAUAGAGCAAGAGAAAAUCGAAGGUCAGAUGGAACAAGAGGAGCUUGAAACGGCUAUCAAUAGGACUGUAUCUACCUUGUUGUUGUUCUGUCAAGUGGCCCAAGGUGAUAGGAGGGUACAGGAUGGUUUUGCAAACAGAGGCGUGAUGACUCGUAUUCUAAAAGCUUGUGAUUUGCUCAGCGGGAAGUCAUUGGUGCUAGCUAUCAAAGCAAUCAAACAUCUCGCCACUUCUACACAAUUGAUAGAAGUUGUACAGAAUUCGAAUGGUAUAGAAAUACUGGUUGGUAUAUUGGCUAGAAAUAUGAAGGGUUCUCAUGCAUCUGAAACCGUCUCAAACCUCUUCCAAACUAUCUACUCAAUGACGAAGUUAUCCAAAUCUCGACAAGAAGAGGCUGCAUCAAGUGGAAUCAUACCCCUGUUGAAGAAAGUUGUUCAGUCCAAAUCGCAAAUGAGCGAUUUCGCUUUGCCCAUUUUGUGUGAUUUGGCGAAUGCUGGCAAAGUCAGUAGGAGGUUGUUGUGGAGGUAUGACGGGUUGAAUUUAUAUCUCGAUCUCCUCUCUCACCCAUAUUGGCAAGUAUCAGCGCUGGACGCUAUCUUGACUUGGAUGCAAGAUGAGACUGCACGGGUCGAAGAUGUCUUACUUGAAAAAUCAGCAUCUGACAGUCUGGUGAAAUGCUUUGUUCAGGCUUCAGGUGUUUCGUUUGAGGGCAUUUUAGAUCCACUCAUCAAGAUCCUCCGAUUAUCUACAUCCUUGACCUCCUCUAUAUCUCAUCCGCAAUUCUACACCCGCCUUUCUGAGACUCUCGAAAAAUCCACUCACGCAGCUAUCAAACUGAACUUACUCAGAUUGACAAGGGUAGUAUGUGAUACCCACCCCGAUCGACAGAAUUUGGUCAUUCGUUUCGGUCUGAAGAACGUCAUUGAACGAUUGGGUAAACAGGACAGUGCCAUCUUAGUCAGGGAAUUAGCUAAAGAGGUUUUACCUGGUUUGUUAUUUGGAAAUGAUUCGCCUGAUCCGAUUGAUCUUGCGAAUCUACAUGAUGGACUGGAUAACGGUGAUGGUGGACAGACUAUCGAUUUUAGAUCUGGGGCAGAUAGAGGGACGAUGAAGCGGACAAUGUCUCAGAAUGUUAUUUCUUCAGAUACGUUCAAAAACCCUCAAUCAUCGUCAUCCUCGUCGCCUUCCACAGUCCGAUCAAUGCACUCAAUAUCCAACCCACCUUCUUCCUCCAGCUCCCUAGACAAAUCAACUCAUCAACGAAUGACCUUAUCGUGCUCUUCCACAACAACUUUGACGAGAUCUCAAAUAGAUUCAAGGAAUAUGCCUCCUCCGCCGAUUCCGACACCUUCACCUAUAUUACCAUCCAGUGGAGGAGGGGAAAGACCAAAACAUAAGAGGAAGAUAUCGAGAAAUCAACUGAGGGAAGUGCAAUGGCAAACUGACGAGAAUGGGAAAGUCAGAAGUGUCAGAACGCCGAGUAAAUUAGUGGGAUAUACGGUUGACUGA
This is a messenger RNA of Kwoniella mangroviensis CBS 8507, 4266 nucleotides long. RefSeq lists its product as uncharacterized. The transcript is spliced from 17 exons. Bases 1 to 4266 code for a protein of 1421 amino acids. Gene Ontology annotation, biological process: protein phosphorylation. Lineage: Eukaryota; Fungi; Basidiomycota; Tremellomycetes; Tremellales; Cryptococcaceae. The record is from RefSeq and is a predicted model, not a curated record. Gene Ontology annotation, molecular function: protein kinase activity; ATP binding.